Messenger RNA from Neurospora tetraspora, 2308 nucleotides. Its product is annotated as WD40-repeat-containing domain protein. The transcript has 2 exons. Gene Ontology annotation, molecular function: protein binding. The record is from RefSeq and is a predicted model, not a curated record. NCBI's taxonomy places the organism in Eukaryota, Fungi, Ascomycota, Sordariomycetes, Sordariales, Sordariaceae. Bases 185 to 1897 code for a protein of 570 amino acids.
UGCCAACCGAACCCGACGAACGGAUCUAUAACCACAUCACAUAUUUUUUACUAUUACCCUGACGUCUCCACGAGCUCAGACUCCCAUCAUUUAUCAAUAUUCUUGGUGAAACACCCUCAAGCUAGAUCCGCGUCUUGCGCCCCAAGACAGAACGGCAUCUUCUCAAGCCAAGCUUCCCCUCGACAUGCCCAAAACCCAGGCUUCCCCAGAAGGCACAGCUGCUGAGCCGCCUCACCCCAAACGCCGCAGACUCCCAGACGACGACGCCAGUUCGAUGCCGCGAUAUAGUUCACCCGCCGAAGAUAUGAACCGCGACGAAGACACAACAGGAUUCGAAGGUCGAUCUCGUGCCCAUAGGCCGUUAGCGCGCCGCGACCGUCUCUCUACAAGCCCAAACAGGGCCAGGGAUGCGAGCGCAAGUAGAAGUAGAAGCAGAAGUGGGAGGAGUAGAACCAAAAGCAUCAGUCCCCGUUCCGACGAAGACGAGCAACAACGGCGAUACCGCUCCAGGUCAUCAUCCAGGUCUCGCGAAUCGCGGUCCAGAUCUUCGUCGCGCUCCAGGAGUCGCUCGUACUCACGUUCUCCAACCCGAUCCCGAUCCCCUCCCUCUCGAUCGCGCUCCCGGUCACGAUCUCGAACAAGCUCGACACGCGACCGCUCCCGUUCCGUAUCGCCCUCUCGCUUUCAAGACCGCCGUUCCUCCAAAUCACAUGCCGAGCAGCUUCGACCGAACUACCGACCCCGCUUAGAGCUGAGCGGUCAUACGGCUGCUAUCAGCCAGGUUCGAAUAUCACCAGACGGAAGAUGGAUUGCCUCCGCUUCUGCCGACGGCAGCGUCAAGAUCUGGGAUGCCACCACGGGCCACAACCUCGACACUCUUAUAGGCCACAUGGCCGGAGUCUCAUGCCUGACAUGGGCACCGGACAGUAACACUUUGGCUACCGGCUCAGACGACAAGGCAAUUCGUCUCUGGGACCGGGUGACUGCUAGUCCCGCCCACGCGUGUGGGGAUGAAAGCAACCGUGGCCAGGGACCACGAGAGUACAUCAGAGGCGGCAGCCAGCUCAGGACAGCACGCGGAGGUAGAACAGGAAUGGGCCCGUUGCUGGGACAUCACAACUAUGUUUACUGCCUCGCCUUUUCGCCAAAAGGGAACAUUCUGGCCAGCGGUAGUUAUGACGAGGCUGUGUUUCUGUGGGAUGUACGAGCUGGUCGGUUGAUGCGAAGUUUGCCCGCUCAUAGUGACCCAGUGAGCGGCAUCGACUUUUGCUGUGACGGGACACUGGUCGUUAGUUGCUCUACGGAUGGGCUUAUUCGAAUAUGGGAUACAUCCACCGGCCAAUGUCUCCGGACGCUCGUCCACGAGGACAACCCCGCCGUCACCAACGUUUGCUUCAGCCCGAACGGCCGCUUCGUACUCGCCUUCAACCUCGAUAACAGCAUUCGUCUUUGGGACUAUGUAUCAGGAACCGUCAAGAAGACAUACCAAGGCCAUAAAAACAGCGGCUUUUCUAUAGGCGGAGGUUUUGGCGUGGUGACCGACAACAAGGAUACACAGGACGACUACCGACACGGUAAUAGGGGGAAGCCAUUUGUUGUGUCGGCUAGUGAAGACGGAGAUAUUGUGAUGUGGGAUGUGGUUACUAAGCAAAUCGUACAGCGUAUCGAGAAGGCCCACGAGGGGGUCUGUUUCUGGGUGGAUGUCAACGGCGACACCAUGGUGAGUUCUGGGCAGGAUUGCACCAUCAAGGUUUACAAAAAUGUGCGGAGGAAAAAGGAUGACCGCCGGCGAAAACUCGACAAGCCGAACGACAUCAGUGCGAUCGACGGGACGAAUGGUCAUGGUAAUGGCAGAGGAAUUGAUUCCGACGAAGCUAUGGGUGACGAUGACCUAUAGCAUCGCGCACGGGCUGACUGAUACCUGACCACUGUUUCAAGGAAAGUGAGAGCACAUUCAAAACCAAAUACCCCAUUUAGCUUUAUUCCAUGAUUCGCGACGCUGCUGAGGGUUGAAUGCGGAGACAAAUAGGUCUUGGAGCUUCCUUGCGUUGCUUGGGUGACUGACCAUUCUGAUUCGCAUUUUUACCUGCCCGUCUAUGAACAGAUGACACGCCUAUUCCAAGCAGGUGUGGGUUGUCAUCUGAUGCCCAGAGAUAAAGCAGGUCCAAGUGGUAGGUACCAACAAUCCGUCGUAGGAACACCUCAUACCCGAGGAGGUAGGCAUGCGUACAGGUAGUGAUCAACCACCAUGGUUGCCUCUACCUGCUAACCGCUCAGUGUCCGGAGGCAUGGCGCCCUUUCUGUCUGG